AUGUUGUCGUCGCUAAUCGUCAGCGGCCUCCUGGCCAGUGGUGUUUGCGCUUCGAGCAAAUCGGUUUCUGCAUACAUCAGCUCGGAAAGCCCAAUCGCUCACAGCAAGCUCCUCGACAAUAUCGGUCCAGAUGGUGCGAAGGCGCCCGGCGCGUUCCCCGGCGUUGUCGUCGCUAGCCCCUCCACGGACAACCCGAACUACUACUACAGCUGGAUACGAGACUCGUCUCUGGUGUUUAAGACGCUCAUCGAUGACUACGUCAACGGCAAGAACACGUCCAAAUCUCUGCGAAGCCUCAUCGACGACUUCGUGACCGCGAGCAGUGUGUUCCAACAGACGCCGAAUCCGAGUGGAAAUGUUAGCACGGGAGGAUUGGGCGAACCGAAGUUUUAUGUCAACGAGACUGCGUUCCUCGACUCCUGGGGUCGACCUCAGCGCGAUGGGCCGGCUUUGCGUUCCACGGCUCUCAUCACUUAUGCCAAUUAUCUGCUUGACAAUGACAAUACGACUUGGGUGAAGGACACACUGUGGCCUAUCAUUGAACUCGAUGUCAAUUACGUUUCGGACUUUUGGAAUUACACCACUUUCGAUCUCUGGGAGGAAGUCGCUUCUUCCUCGUUCUUCACGACGGCGGUGCAGCAUAGGGCACUGCGCCAGGCAUCAAAGUUGGCAAAAACCUUGGACAAGACCGACAACAUCGACAGCUGGAACACGCAGGCCGACAACGUACUGUGCUUCUUGCAGUCCUACUGGAAUGGCUCUGCUAUCAUUGCCAACACGGGUGGAGGCCGUUCAGGCAUUGACGCGAACACAGUCCUCGCAUCAAUCCACACGUUCGAUUCGUCCGCCGGAUGUGAUGCUACAACUUUCCAGCCAUGUUCCGACAAGGCACUCUCCAACCUGAAGGUAUACGUGGACGCUUUCCGCUCCAUUUAUGAAAUCAACUCCGGUAUAGACCCCAAUGCCGCGGUCGCAACCGGGAGGUAUCCUGAGGACGUGUUCUACGACGGCAACCCGUGGUACCUUGCCACAGCUGCCGUUGCUGAACAGCUGUACGAUGCCCUCUAUGUGUGGAAUACUACGGGCUCGCUCGAGAUCACGGACAUCUCGUUGCCCUUCUUCCAGCAAUUCGACUCCGACGUGAAAACCGGCACAUAUUCGGACGAUGACACAUUUGACUCCCUAAUCAGCUCGAUCCAAUCGUUCGCCGACGGUUUCUUGGAGAUACACGCGAAAUACACACCGGACGACGGUGCUCUCUCCGAGGAGUUUUCCAAAACAGACGGUUCGCAGACGAGCGCCGCCGAUCUAACGUGGAGCUACGCGGCGGCUUUGACUGCCUUCGACGCGCGCUCGCGCGACGCGGCGGUGAAAUGGGGGGCGAAAGGAUUGCAAGUGCCCGAUGGGACGUGCAAAACGAACGAAGGAGGAGAUGACGGCCUCGGUGUUCCAGUAACAUUUCUCGUGAAAGACGCGGAGACAGUUGAAGGCCAAUCCGUAUACAUCACAGGUUCAAUCGCUACCCUCAAAAGCUGGUCACCGGACGAUGCGCUCUUGAUGUCACCUAGCGACUAUCCGACUUGGACCCUCACCGUAAACUUGUCCGCGAGCGAAAGUGUUCAGUACAAGUACAUCAAGAAGGAUACCGCGGGCACGGUAAUUUGGGAAAGCGACCCGAACAACUCGCUCCUUGUACCCUCGGGUGGAUCCGUCACCACAGAUGAUACUUGGCGAUAG
Molecule: messenger RNA, 1737 nt
Organism: Punctularia strigosozonata HHB-11173 SS5
Lineage: Eukaryota; Fungi; Basidiomycota; Agaricomycetes; Corticiales; Punctulariaceae
Product: glucoamylase
Exons: 8
Coding region: 1-1737 (578 amino acids)
Biological process (GO): polysaccharide catabolic process
Cellular component (GO): fungal-type vacuole
Molecular function (GO): glucan 1,4-alpha-glucosidase activity; starch binding
Source: RefSeq, a predicted model, not a curated record